ACAUUUUGUAAUAUGUUAAAAACUUAUAGUAAAUGGGCUAUUAACAAAUGCCGCACCUAUGUAACGCGACCAUCGCACAUGAACAUCUUCGACAGAAACGCUAAACGUUUACAAAAGGAACGCGCUGCUCUUAGUCCAGAUGUUGAACUGUAUGACUAUUUAAAGGACGAGGUGGGCUUUCGGUUGGCCGACCGCGUUUUUGACAUUAAAAGAGAGUUCAAGACAGCUGCCAACAUUGGUUGUCAUCGUGGCUAUAUCUCCAAGCACAUAUUAGCCGAGUGCGUGCAGCACCUAACGUUGACCGAUUCGAGCGCAAGCAUGUUGGAGCAAGCUCAGGGCACACCAGGCCUACAAAUGCGGAAAGUUGUGUUGGAUGAGGAAGAGCUGGAUUUUGAAGACAAUUCACUGGACCUAGUUAUCUCAAGCUUAAGCCUACACUGGGUCAACGAUUUGCCAGGUUGCUUUGCCAAGAUUAAACAAAGUUUAAAGCCGGACGGUGUUUUUAUUGCCUCACUUUUUGGGGGAGAUACUUUGUUCGAGCUGCGAUCUUCACUACAGCUUGCGGAGUUGGAACGUAAAGGCGGCAUUGCGCCCCAUGUAUCACCAUUCACACAAAUACGCGACAUUGGCUCGCUGUUAAACCGCGCUGGGUUCACUAUGCUGACUAUUGAUACAGAUGAGAUGGUCAUUGGCUAUCCGAGCAUGUUCGAGCUGCUGUGGGAUCUCAAGGGCAUGGCUGAGAACAACGCGGCCUUUAACAGGCCAGCACACAUAAGUCGCGAAACUUUGCUGGCUGCGAGCGCCAUUUAUCAGGAACUAUAUGCUAAACCAAAUGAAAAGGGUGUACCAGCCACAUUUCAAAUAAUCUACUUUGUGGGCUGGAAGCCGGGACCAAAUCAACCUCAACCAUUGGAGCGUGGGACCGGCGAAGUGUCACUAAAGGAUUUGGGAAAGGUUAUUGAGGGUGUUGGCAAAGUAAAAACAGAAAAUUAAGGAACCAUGAUUCCAUAUAUCAACAUGAGGGCUUUAGCUUAACUUGCAAUUUCUGUUUUUAUUUAACUUAUUUAUAAAAUAGAAUCUUCAUUUGAAAGAGACAAAAAUUAAAGUCAUUAAAAAAAAUGGUGUUUGAAAAAUUGGA
Messenger RNA from Scaptodrosophila lebanonensis, 1138 nucleotides. Its product is annotated as arginine-hydroxylase NDUFAF5, mitochondrial. Lineage: Eukaryota; Metazoa; Arthropoda; Insecta; Diptera; Drosophilidae. The transcript is spliced from 3 exons. Gene Ontology annotation, molecular function: S-adenosylmethionine-dependent methyltransferase activity. The record is from RefSeq and is a predicted model, not a curated record. Gene Ontology annotation, biological process: mitochondrial respiratory chain complex I assembly. Bases 13 to 993 code for a protein of 326 amino acids. Gene Ontology annotation, cellular component: mitochondrion.